This is a messenger RNA of Brassica rapa (field mustard), 1527 nucleotides long. RefSeq names its product NPL4-like protein 1. Lineage: Eukaryota; Viridiplantae; Streptophyta; Magnoliopsida; Brassicales; Brassicaceae. Gene Ontology annotation, biological process: ubiquitin-dependent protein catabolic process. The record is from RefSeq and is a predicted model, not a curated record. Gene Ontology annotation, cellular component: nucleus. Gene Ontology annotation, molecular function: ubiquitin protein ligase binding; ubiquitin binding.
AGCAAAAUCGAUUCUUUGCUUUAGCUUGUUCGCUUUCUCGGAGCUUAACGAAGGAGAAAAUCACAUAUACCUUUCAAAGUAAUCAAUCAGUAUCUUCUUUCCUUUUUCUUAUACAAUAUCAAAAGUGGUUAAUUGAAGGAAGGAAGAUGAUGAUGCUGAGAGUCCGAAGCAGAGAUGGAUUGGAGCGAGUGAGCGUGGAUGGAUCUGACACGACAGUCUCCCAACUCAAAACCCUGAUCCAAGAUCAGCUCCAGAUCCCAAUCCAGAACCAGACCUUAUCCACCGAUCGCAACCUCCUCCUCGCCAAGUCUCCCGAAGAGUCCCUCGCCUUCACCGACAUGACCGACCCCAACCUCCCUAUCUCCUCUCUCAGUCUCUCCCACGGAUCUAUCCUCUACCUCGCCUACGAAGGCGAGCGCACCAUCCGCGGCGGCCCCGCCGUUACUCCCGCCGGCUCCUUCGGGCGGAAGAUGACCGUCGACGACCUAAUCGCGCGCCAGAUGCGCGUCUCCCGCCAGGAGAAGUCCCACUGCGACUCCGUCUCCUUCGAUCGCGACUGCGCGAACGCGUUUCAGCACUACGUCAACGAGUCGCUCGCCUUCGCGGUCAAGCGCGGCGGGUUCAUGUACGGGAGCGUCUCGGAGGGGGGCGAGGUCGAGGUGAAUUUCGUCUACGAGCCGCCGCAGCAAGGGAUGGAGGACAAUCUGAUCCUCAUGAGGGACGCGGAGGAGGAGAAGCGUGUGGAUGCGAUCGCUCUAGGGUUGGGGAUGAGGAGAGUCGGGUUUAUAUUCAGCCAGACCGUUACGCAGGACAAGAAGGAGUACACUCUGUCCAACGUGGAGGUGUUGCUUGCCGCGCAGCUUCACGCGGAGAGCGAGUUGAAGGAGUGGGUCACGGCGGUUGUGAAGCUUGAGAUUAACGAAGAUGGUGGUGCCGAUGUUCAUUUUGAGGCGUUUCAGAUGAGUGACAUGUGUGUGAGGCUGUUCAGGGAAGGGUGGUUUGUGACGGAGAUUGGGCCUGAGGAUGAUCCCAAGCUCUCUAAGUUGAAGAAAGAGGUGGUUGUUGGUGUCAAGGAUCUUAAACAAGUUGAUAAUGAUUUCUUCCUUGUUGUCGUCAAGAUCUUGGAUCAUCAGGGACCGUUGACGUGUACCUUCCCGAUAGAGAACCGGAACGUUGAGACAACAAUGCGGGCUUUGAAAACCCAUAUGGAUCGUGCAAGGAGCCUCCCGUUCGUGAAGAGGAUCUCUGAUUUUCAUCUGCUUCUCUUUGUGGCUCGGUUCCUAGACGUUGGUUCAGAUGUUCCUGCAUUAGCUGAGUGCGUGCGUCUUCAGUCUAAUGUCCCCGAGGGCUAUGAGUUGCUCAUCGACUCGAUGGCCAAUACUUGUUAAAACAUUUCGUAAUAGAUGUCCGUUUUUAUAUUUCUCUUCCUUCAGGGUUUUUAUUUAACGUCCUUCCUUCAGGGUUUGUGUUAUGUACAACGUUUAGUUUCUCUCUCUUUUAAUAAUCAAAAUCGUGUUUGAUUCAGAU